This is a messenger RNA of Hypomesus transpacificus, 4892 nucleotides long. It is a transcript of the gene glg1b, whose product is annotated as golgi glycoprotein 1b. The transcript has 27 exons. NCBI's taxonomy places the organism in Eukaryota, Metazoa, Chordata, Actinopteri, Osmeriformes, Osmeridae. Gene Ontology annotation, molecular function: fibroblast growth factor binding. The record is from RefSeq and is a predicted model, not a curated record. Gene Ontology annotation, cellular component: Golgi membrane. The coding region runs from base 46 to 3483 and encodes 1145 amino acids.
ACAGGAGUGGCGUAUUGCCGCUUUGCUAGAGCAAUUUCCCCGAAGAUGGCGGCGUGUAGACGUGUUCAGCUGCUUCUGCUGUUGAUGUCCGUGUCAUUCUGCAUUUGUACCAUUCAAGCAUUUAAAACACAAAAUAAUGGAAUUGGAAAUGGACUCGGUAACCAACAAAACGCUCCUGGGCUUAACGGAGCGGCAGUCCCAGUCAAAGAUGUCCCGGUUGCCGCGGCCUCGCAGCCACGGAGGACAGCCGGCUGGAAGCUGGCAGAAGAGGAGGCCUGCAGGGAGGACUUGACCCGGCUUUGUCCGAAGAACACCUGGACCAACAACCUAGCCGUGCUUGAGUGUUUUCAGGAGAGAAAAGAGGAUACGGAGAUUGCUGCAGACUGCAACCAUCUGCUGUGGAACUACAAGCUGAACCUAACAACCGACUCCAAGUUUGAGUCUGUUGCCAUGGAGGUCUGCAAGAGCACCAUCCCCGAGAUUAAAGAGUGUAAUGAGGAAGAGCGCGGGAGGGGCUUCCUGGUGUCAUGCCUGGUGGAUCACCGUGGCAACAUCACAGAGAACCACUGCCAGCAGUACGUAACGAAGAUGACGAGCAUCAUCUUCAGCGACUACCGCCUCAUCUGCGGCUUCAUGGACAAGUGUCGUGAGGACAUCAACACCCUGCACUGUGGCAGCAUCAGCACUGGGGAGAAGGACAUCCAUUCCCAGGGUGAGGUCAUUGCCUGCCUAGAGAAAGCCUUGGUGAGAGAGGCGGAGCAACAGGAUCUGGCUCAUCCAAUCAGAGACGAGUGUAAGAAGUCCAUCAUGCGCGUGGCCGAGCUCUCGUCUGAUGACUUCCACCUGGAUCGAUACCUGUACUUCUCCUGUCGUGAAGACCGCGAGCGCUUCUGUGAAAACACCCAAGCUGGGGAGGGCAAGGUCUACAAGUGUCUCUUCAACCAUAAGUUUGAGGAGGGCAUGUCUGAAAAGUGUCGAGACGCCUUGACCACCAGACAGAAACUGAUAGCACAGGACUACAAGGUGAGCUACUCCCUGGCCAAGGCCUGCAAGGCUGACCUGAGGAAGUACCGCUGUAACCUGGACACCAACCUGCCACGCGCCCGCGAGGCUCGCCUCUCCUACCUGCUGCUCUGCCUGGAGUCUGCUGUCCACAGAGGACGGACGGUGAGUGGAGACUGCCAGGGGGAGAUGCUGGAUUACAGGAGGAUGCUGAUGGAGGACUUCUCCCUGAGCCCGGAGAUCGUGCUGCACUGCCGGGGGGAGAUCGAGGCGCACUGCUCGGGCCUGCACCGGAAGGGACGGACCCUGCACUGCCUCAUGAAGGUGGCCCGCGGAGACAAGGGCACUGUGGACGGCCUGUGUCAGAGCGCGCUCCAGACCCUGAUCCAGUCAGCUGACCCGGGGGCGGACUACAGAAUAGACCGUGCCCUCAACGAGGCCUGCGAGUCCGUCAUCCAGACCGCCUGCAAACACAUCCGCAACGGAGACCCCAUGAUCCUGUCCUGUCUGAUGGAGCACCUCUACACAGAGAAGAUGGUGGAGGAGUGUGAGCACCGCCUGCUGGAGCUGCAGUACUUCAUCUCACGAGACUGGAAGCUGGACCCUAUCCUGUAUAAGAAGUGCCAGGGUGACGCCGCCCGCCUGUGCCACACCCACGGCUGGAACGAGACCAGCGAGAUGAUGCCCCCUGGCGCCGUGUUCUCCUGUCUCUACCGCCACGCCUACCGCACUGAGGAACAGGGCAGACGGCCCAGUGCUGAGGACUCACUAUCGCGAGACUGUAAGGUGGAGGUGCAGAGAAUCCUCCACCAGAGGGCGCUGGAUGUGAAGCUGGACCCUGAGCUGCAGAAACGUUGCAUGACUGACCUGGGCAAAUGGUGCAGCGAGAAGACUGACACGGGCCAGGAGUUGGAAUGUCUACAGGACCAUCUAGAGGACCUGGUUUCAGAGUGCAGAGAUGUGGUUGGCAACCUGACUGAGCUGGAGUCUGAGGACAUUCAGAUUGAAGCCCUGCUGAUCCGUGCCUGUGAACCAGUCAUCCAGUCCCACUGCCACGAUGUAGCAGAUAACCAGAUCGACACAGGGGACCUGAUGGAGUGCCUGGUGCAGAACAAACACCAGAAGGAGAUGAAUGACAAGUGCACCGUGGGCGUCACCCACUUCCAGUUGAUCCAAAUGAAGGACUUCCGCUUCUCCUACAAGUUCAAGAUGGCUUGCAAGGAGGAUGUGCUGAAACUGUGUCCCAACAUAAAGAAGAAGGUGGAUGUGGUCAUCUGUCUGAGCUCCACGGUGAGGAACGAUACCCUGCAGGAUGUCAAGGAGCAGCGCGUCUCUCUCAAGUGCCGCAAGCAACUGAGGGUGGAGGAGCUGGAGAUGUCGGAGGACAUAAGGCUAGAGCCCGACCUCUAUGACUCUUGUAAGACUGACAUCAGCAGACUCUGCUCCAACGUGGCCUUUGGCAACGCACAGAUGAUUGAGUGUUUGAAGGAGAGUAAGAAACAGUUGUCUCAGCGCUGUCACCAGAAGGUUUUCAAGCUGCAGGAGGUGGAGAUGAUGGACCCAGAGUUGGACUACCAGCUCAUGAGGGUCUGCAAGCAGAUGAUAAAGCGGUUCUGUACUGAGGCGGAUGCCAAGAACAUGCUGCAGUGUCUGAAGCAGAACAAGAACAGUGAGCUGAUGGAUCCCAAAUGUAAACAGACGAUCACCAAGAGACAGAUCACACAGAACACAGAUUACAGGUUGAACCCUGUGCUGAGGAAGGCCUGUAAGGCCGACAUCCCUAAAUUCUGCCAGGGCAUCCUGAACAAAGCCAGCGACGACAGCGAGCUGGAGGGCCAGGUUAUCUCCUGCCUCAAACUCAAAUAUGCUGACCAGAGGCUGUCCUCAGAUUGUGAGGACCAGAUCAGAGUCAUCCUUCAGGAGUCUGCUCUGGACUACAGACUGGACCCACAGCUUCAGAUGCACUGCACUGAGGAAAUCAAUCGACUGUGUGCGGAGGAAGCAUCUGCUCAGGAGCAGACUGGACAGGUGGAGGAGUGUCUGAAGGUCAACCUGCUCAAGAUCAAACAUGAGACCUGCAAAAAGGAGGUUCUGAACAUGCUGAAGGAGAGUAAGGCAGACAUCUUUGUUGACCCUGUGCUCCACACAGCCUGUGCACUGGACCUUAAGCACCACUGUGCCGCCAUCACACCUGGCAGAGGACGACAGAUGUCCUGCCUGAUGGAGGCUCUGCAGGACAAGAGGGUGCGUCUGCAGCCGGAGUGUAAGAAGAGAUUGCAGGACCGCAUUGACAUGUGGAGCUACGCCGCUAAGGUGGCGCCAGCGGAAGGCUUUUCAGACCUGGCCAUGCAGGUGAUGACCUCGCCUUCGAAGAACUACAUCCUGCUGAUGAUCACAGUGGGCGUGUGCAUGCUCUUCCUGGUGGGACUGCUAUGUGGACGCAUCACCAAGCGGGUCACACAGGAACUGAAGGACAGGUAGAGGAGGACCGGACCACCUUCAUAAGACUCUUUCUCCAAAGGCCCAUCUAAGAUGCCCCAAGCCCCUGUCAAACACCCUUGGUUUGGCCCAAAUGCCUCUACCGAACCCCCAGGGUUCUUGUUCACAUUGGGGGUCCUAUUCCUUGGCCGCCCAAGCACCCUACCAACUUCCCCGCAGUGCCAGUGCCAUGUUUGAACCCCCCCAUUCACACUCCCACAUAGUACUGAAGAAUAAGUAUUCAAAUGCCCUGGCCUUUCUACUGAAGUUACUUCGACUACGGUCAUUCUUUCGUCCUGUCGAGAGAGGAAGCUUUUUUCUUUUUGAAGAAAUCUUGCUUUUUGACCGUUUGAUCCCCAGACAAACAUUUUGUGGACCCUUCUCGAGUUGGCUUGAAACCCACAGGUUGUCCUUCAGCCAAAUCUGAUAUUGUAUGUUAAUAAGUAUUUUAUUGGUGAGGACAGAUGGCAGCAGUUGCAUCAGUUCAGUUACUAGGCCGGCGCCUACAUGGCCACCAGCACAGCUUACACAGAGCUUCCUUCUCCUCUUUGUCCCAACGGAGAAGAACCUGCUUUUGAUUUGUGAUGUUGGUGUUGGAUUUAAGUUCUUUUUUGUUUUUGUUUAAAAGGGAUAGAAAUGGCGGAGGCAGAGGGGUUGUGGGGAUUUUUUGGUGUGUUUCUUACCAAUUGAAUACCACAGGAGACUCUGAUGACAAACACCCAAGGCUCCCCUUACAUCACUGGAUAUAGUUUUUUUUUUUGUUUUGUUUUUUGCAAAUUGUCCUUUUUGGUUAUUUCAUAUGUACACUUUAUUAAAAUUUCAAUUGGCACUGAAUUUGCUGAACCUUAGUCAGGGUAGUCUAAGGGGCUUGGGGUUUAUGAGAUCAUUUGGGAGGCCUCUUGUCUCCUCUGAGUAUCUGACCCAGCCGCACCUCCAUAGCCAUGUCGAGGACCAAUUCACUUUCUGUAGUGAAGGAAGACACAACCCCUGAAAAUGAUUGAGAUGGAUCGGUGCAUUGGUGUACAUUUAGUUUUAGAUUUGUCAUUCUAAUUUGAAUCAUUGCACAUUGUUUUGAUUGUGUACUUAUUGUUUGGUUGCAGCCUUAUUUAUUGUUUACUAAUGAUCGGUUGAGUUUUUAUGAUGUCCUCGUUGCGUGCUUGCGUGUGUGUGGAUUCACUCACACUAUCCACUAACUAGAUGUCUUUUCUGCUCAAAUGACCCAAGUGAAGGGUGUUGGUUGGGAAUCCUAGGAAUAUAGAAACAUUUUGAUAUUUUAUAUGAUGGAUGUGUUUAGGUUAUGGGAUCUGGUGAGAUUGUACAUUUUGAAGCUACCAACCAACAUUUUGGUUUUAAAAGAAGCCACAGGGUGUCCACACUUUGCAAGGGCAUGAUGUAUAUCCUUGUCUCCUUCC